AGCAGCGGCAUUUCAAAGAGAGAGAGAGAGAGAGAGAGGAAGAGAGGAGAGCGAAAGAAAAGAAAACAGUGGCGGCCGUUUGACGCCGUUCAGACACUGUGGUAUAAGAUACUAUUAUCGUUAUCGUGUUGGAUUUUCUUCUAACUUUUGUUUUGGUCUCUCUGUUACGUUGGAAAUUUAAAUUCUAGAAAGAAAGACGCGUCUUUGAUACAUUGAUUUGGGGUUCGUUUUGAAAAGGUUUUCUAAUUAAAGUUUUGAAUUUAUGAAUAGGUGAUGAUGUCCAAAGCUGAAGUUAGAAAAAAAAUUGGAGAGAAUUCAGGUAAUGCCAAGUUGUUAAGCGAAAUUGAAAGUAUAAGCAAAGCUCUAUACCUAGACAAAAAUCCUUCAAGGAAUUCAAUUUCUGCGCCUAGCAAUCGAUCAAAACCAACUGGAAAAUCUCAGUUGCUUGAUUCGAAGUCGAAGAUAAAGUAUGGUAAUGAAAGUUCAUCACAAAAAGACAAGAAGUCCAUUUGGAAUUGGAAGCCGUUAAAAGCCUUAUCAAAUGUUAGGAACCGGAAAUUUAAUUGUUGUUUCUCUCUUCAAGUCCACUCUAUUGAAGGGUUUCCCUUGAGUUUUGAAAAUCUCAGUGUCUGUGUGCACUGGAAGAGGCGGGAUGGAGAGCUGGUUACCCGCCCUGUGAAGGUUUUGGAAGGUGUUGCUGAGUUUGAGGAGAAGUUGACUCAUACAUGCUUGGUCUAUGGGAGUAGGAGUGGACCUCACCAUUCGGCUAAGUAUGAGGCGAAGCAUUUCUUGCUUUAUGCAUCUGCAAUUGGUGUCCAGGAGCUUGAUUUGGGGAAGCAUAGGGUUGACCUCACAAGAUUGCUUCCUCUCACACUGGAGGAGUUGGAGGAGGAGAAGAGCUCAGGAAAGUGGACUACUAGUUUUAAGUUGUCAGGAGGAGCAAAGGGUGCUACCAUGAAUGUUAGUUUUGGGUAUACAGUGGUUGGGGACAGUUCAGUUCCACUUGGAAACAACCAGAAUGUUCCAGAGCUGUUUAAUUUGAAGCAGACUGCUGUGAAAACAGCGAAACCAAUUCCUAGAUUUGGUCAAGGUGAUGGGAAGAGCCCACUUCGUCGCUCUGGAAGUCUUCCUGGUGCUUUGAACCAGCAGCGUUAUGUCUCAACUAGACCUGUAGAAGAUGUGAAAGAUCUUCACGAGGUGUUGGCAACAUCAAAAUCAGAACUUAUCAGUCCAGUACUUAUGCUGUAUCAGAAUUUUGAUGAAGAAAAGUUGGAUUCUUCAUAUGCCACUAAACCUGAACUUGAUAUGUUCACUGAACACCUUGAACCCAUUAAGUCAGAUUUCUGCCCAGAGUCUAAAUCCAACGAAGAGAAGGUCGAAAAUGGGUGUGAAGAUGCUGCAUUUUCUGUGAUUGAACAGGGGAUGGAACAGGAACAGGAGAAACCAGUGGAACUUACUGUUAAGGAUGAUGACGUUUCUUCAGCAGAAGAUAAAACUGGUAGUAGUUUUCUGAUAGGUUCCGAAGAGGACGAUAAGCUUCAUGUUGAUGAUGUCGGGAUGCAUAGUCAUAGAGAUGAGCUUGUUGUGCAUGAUUGCACUAGUAAGGAGGAUGAAAUGUGCUCAAAAGAGUCUGUGAUGAAAGCACUGGAAGCUGCACUGAUUAGUGUGACAAAUUUGGAAACUGAAGCAUUUGAUUCUCCAGAAGAACAAGAAAAUUGCAUGGAAGUCAAAACAGGUUAUGAAACAAAUAGGAGUGAGACAUCAGUUAACUUGGAUGAUGUCACUGACUCUGUAGCAAAUGAAUUUUUGGACUUGCUGGGGAUUGAUCAUAGUCCAUUUGGUUUGAGUUCAGAGAGUGAACCUGAAUCCCCAAGGGAGCGCUUACUAAGACAGUUUGAGAAGGAUGCCCUAGCUGGUGGUUAUUCUCUGUUUGAUUUGGGGGUUGAUAGUGAGGACCAAAUGGGGUGUGACUACAGCACAUUGACUGUGCCUGAGUGGGGGAACUUGUCUGAUGACUUUGAACUGUCAUCAGUUAUCCAAGCUGCAGAGGAGGAGCAUCAGAUGGAAGCUCAGGCAGAGAUUGGCAAGAGAAGGGCUAAAAUGUUGGAAGAUCUAGAGACAGAAGCUUUAAUGCGUGAAUGGGGUUUGAAUGAUAAGGCUUUUCAAUAUUCACCGAAGAACUCUGGUUGCUUUGGGAGUCCAAUUGAAUUGCCUCAUGAAGAGCCACUUGAAUUGCCUUCUCUUGGAGAAGGAUUAGGUCCAUUUCUGCAAACAAAGAAUGGUGGAUUUUUGCGAUCUAUGAAUCCUUCACUUUUCAGGAAUGCAAAAAGUGGUGGGAAUUUGAUCAUGCAAGUUUCAAGUCCUGUCGUGGUACCUGCAGAAAUGGGUUCUGGAGUAACGGAUAUACUGCAACAGUUGGCUUCAGUUGGGAUUGAAAAACUCUCCAUGCAGGCAAAUAAGUUAAUGCCUUUGGAAGAUAUCACUGGAAAAACAAUGCAACAAGUAGCAUGGGAAUCUGUGGCUUCCUUGGAGGGACCUGAGAGGCAAAGUUCGUUGGAGCAUGCAUUCGAGUUUGGGCAAGAUAUAUCUGGUAGGCAAAAGAAUGUGAAGGAGAGAUCAUCUGCACCAAGAUCUAAUGAGUUCAAGUCAAGCACAAACGAUAAUUACAUGGGCUCAGAAUAUGUAUCUCUAGAAAAUCUUGCUCCCCUGGCUAUGGAUAAGAUUGAAGCACUCUCAUUUGAGGGACUAAGAAUACAAUCUGGCAUGUCAGAUGAGGAUCCAACUUUGAGCAUCGGUGCACGCUCUACUGGGGAAACUUCAGCCUUUCAGGGAAAGGGCAUCAAUGUCAGUGGGUCCCUUGGUUUGGAGGGAGCUGCUGGAUUACAAUUAAUGGACAUAAAGGAAAGUGGUGAUGAUAUUGAUGGAUUAAUGGGUCUGUCACUGACUCUUGAUGAAUGGAUGCGAUUGGAUUCUGGUGACAUUGGUGCUGAAGAUCAGAUAAGCGAGCGGACUUCUAAGAUACUUGCUGCCCAUCAUGCCAGCUCCUUGGAGAUGAUUCGUGGGGGGUCCAGAGGAGAGAGAAGACAUGGUAGAGGUUCAGGUAGAAAGUGUGGUUUACUGGGGAAUAACUUUACUGUUGCAUUGAUGGUGCAACUUCGUGAUCCUUUGAGGGACUAUGAACCAGUAGGCACACCGAUGCUUGCUCUUAUUCAAGUAGAGAGAGUCUUUGUCCCACCAAAGCCAAAAAUAUACUGUAAGGUUUCGGAGCUAAGCAAUGAUAAAGAGGAUGACGAUGAGUCAGAGUUGGUGGUGAAGGAAAAGGUUAAGGAAGAGAAAAUUGGGGAUACAGCGUCUGAAGAGGAAAGAAUUCCUCAGUUCAGCAUCACGGAAGUACGUGUUGCUGGUCUCAAGACUGAGCCUGAGCCUGGAAAGAAGAAACUCUGGGGUACUGCAGCUCAGGAACAAUCUGGUUCUCGUUGGCUGCUUGCUAAUGGAAUGGGGAAGAACAAUAAGCAGCUUUUUACAAAGUCAAAAGCUGCUUCUAAUAGAACUGCAACCUCUUUGACAACAAAGCUGCAACGUGGUGAUAAAUUAUGGAGCAUCUCAUCUCGGGCAAAAUAGGAAUCAGAUUGCAUCGAAUCGACACACAGAAUCAAAGUACAAAAUUCCUUAAAUGAAACUAUUAGGUUGAGGUAAAUUGCACAUGCAUUUGAGCAUGUCUGAAAGGCGUUCCUUGUUGGAAAAUGGCUGCAAUCUCAUUGUGAUUCUUUGCAGAACCCGUGUAGAGUUAAACCAUUAAACUUGGCAUGAGCUUGAUGAUUGAAUGCACACGGCAUACAGGAUGGUCCUUGAGUCCCUUUUAGGUUUUGUGAGUUCUGCUUUAAGGAGUUAUCUUGUUUACUGCUAAUACAGCGUGGUGAUUUUGUUCAUGCAAAACACGGUAAAGUGAAUUGAUGGAUUUGCUCUACCUUGAUUCCUUUUUUUGUAAAUUUCAUGUUUGUAAUCAUGCCUGUGCACUGUAAUAUACAUGCUUCAUGUCUCGUUGAGAGAACGGUAAUAGUUGCUAGAUAUUUUCCUUACAGGAAUUAUACAGCGGUGGUCUUUGUUAAUCAAAAUAUCUGAAAUUUUGUCUUGUU
Messenger RNA from Jatropha curcas, 4136 nucleotides. RefSeq names its product EEIG1/EHBP1 protein amino-terminal domain protein. The record is from RefSeq and is a predicted model, not a curated record. NCBI's taxonomy places the organism in Eukaryota, Viridiplantae, Streptophyta, Magnoliopsida, Malpighiales, Euphorbiaceae.